AUGCUCCCGGUGUCGAGAGCCAAGCGGCAGCAGCCUCUCCUGUGGCCCGGGAAUGCGGAGCCCCCAGCGCCUCCCUGGAUUUGGAUGGUCCCAAGCGCGGCGGGGCUCUUUCGGGUCGGGGGCGCCGCUGGGGUGGUGCCCCCUCCUCUGCUGCUCUCUUCGCCGCCGCCGCCUCCUCCGCCGCCUGCGCCGCUGAUCCAGGGGGUUUCGGGCUGGCAAGUUCCCUGCGAUCCUUUCUUGCCUUUGAUGGCACCGGAGCAUCAUUCCGCGGUCCAUCAGCUUCCCUUUCUGAACGGGCAGUGGAUGUUUGGAGCUCAUUCUCCAGUGAUUGGAUUUUCACCUUCUUCAAGUGUGGAGUUUGUUCCUCUUUUUCCUCAAGUAUACACAACUGCUGCCCCACACCAUUCUGGGAAAAGUUGGGUAGAAAAGAGGCUUCCAAAUUGCAAGAUUUAUUUAAACAAUGCGUUUGCUCUGGAUUCAUCAUGGAUACAUCCUGAGGAGCUACGAAUCUACCAGGGACACGAUAAACCUCUUGUUAUGACAAAUCAAGUAGCUGUAGCUUUAUCUAGGCCAGCUACUGCCCCUAGGCCUCUUCCUGCAGUGGUGUUAACACCCCAGCCUAUUCCAGGUGGGUGCCUUAAACAAGCUGGCAGCAACCAGACCAUUGCAUUUGCAGCAGCCAUGGUAUCAGUAGAUGCAGAUGCCCCUCAGGGACCAUCGACAAGUAUCCAGCCAUGCCGUGUGCUGACUUUGUCACCAAUCAGAAUACCAGUUUUGACAUCACCUUUCCCAGGUGCUGCUUCUAGGAUGGAUACGCGAAUGACUCCUCUGAUGCCAACUCAAGUCACCAGGGUAGCGGCUAUCUCUUCACCAGCUGUGACAUUCAUGGCAACCAAUUUGGUGGAUCAGACAUUAACAGUUUCGGAUAAAGGCAAAGAAUCAAAUAGGACCUCCUGCCCGCCAACCCUGAUUCUACAUACUGAAAUGAAAAAUAAGCCAACAGAGAGUGAAGAUGAGAAGAUUCACCCUUUAAAACUGCUCCCAGACGAUGAGAAUUCUUCAAAUGGCAACAAGCCUGUGGCAUCCACUCCUGUGCCAGGAUCUCCAUGGUGUAUAGUCUGGACUGGAGAUGACCGAGUCUUCUUCUUCAACCCUACAAUGCAGUUGUCAGUAUGGGAGAAGCCUGUGGAUCUAAAGAAUCGUGGUGAUAUUAACAGAAUCAUUGAAGACCCACCUCAUAAACGCAAACUGGAAACUUCAGCAACAGAUAAAAGUGAUGGCUUUUAUGCAGAAGAUUUAAAUGAUGAUCACAGUACCAAAACAAAGAGAAAUAAACUGGAAGAUCCUGAGAACACCGGGCUAGACAAGGUCGAAGAGAAAAAUGUGAAAGCAUCAGAUCAUCAGAUUAUACUUCCAUUGGAAGAACGUAUUACCCAUUUCAGAGAUAUGCUUCUGGAAAGAGGGGUCUCUGCCUUUUCCACAUGGGAAAAAGAGUUACACAAAAUAGUAUUUGAUCCACGUUAUCUCCUACUCAACUCAGAAGAACGUAAACAGAUAUUUGAACAGUUUGUCAAGACCAGAAUAAGAGAAGAAUACAAGGAAAAGAAAAACAAGUUAUUGCUAGCCAAAGAAGAGUUUAAGAAGCUUCUGGAGGAAUCUAAAUUAUCACCACGGACAACAUUUAAGGAGUUCGCAGAGAAAUAUGGCACAGAUCAACGGUUUCGGCUUGUUCAGAAGAAGAAAGACCAGGAGCAUUUUUUCAACCAAUUCAUACUUAUCCUUAAAAAGAGAGACAAAGAGAAUAGGAUACGGCUACGGAAAAUGAGAUAAAAAGGAGACACGCAGAAAAGAACGCAAGUCAAAUACUGUGACAUCUACAGCAGAAGAAAUGAAUGGCAUGCAUUUUAUGUCACCGUUUUGAGUUUUGGAUCCCAGCAAUUUAGAGGAAAGCCAGACAACCCAAAUUGCCAUCUGUGCACACAGGAAAGUUCGGUGCAAGUAUGUCCAAGACUGUUGUGCAAGAAUCUGUAGGAUACUUCAUUCUCAGAGACUUAAUGUUUCAUAUUGAAGCUCUCUUUUGUACAACAUUCAAGUUUGAUGCAUUUCUAAUUACCAUGAUAUGUCAGUCCCUUAAUUGUUUUAAUUAUGCAAAUUACUUGUAAUAUACACAAAUUCUAAAUCCGAUGUGAUUUGUAAUUAAGCAGAAGCAGAUGCCAUCCAUAAUGAUCUCAAUACUUUUUUUUCCUUUAACCAUUUAAGAAAAAAUAUCUGCGGCUGUAUUCCUAUGCACCCUUACUUGGAAGUAUGGAACCCUUGAGAUCCCUGGACCUUACUUCCUAGUAAAGGCGCUUAGGAAUCUGCUGCACAGCAAUG
Messenger RNA from Zootoca vivipara (common lizard), 2373 nucleotides. RefSeq names its product transcription elongation regulator 1 like (gene TCERG1L). Gene Ontology annotation, molecular function: transcription coregulator activity; RNA polymerase binding. The record is from RefSeq and is a predicted model, not a curated record. Lineage: Eukaryota; Metazoa; Chordata; Lepidosauria; Squamata; Lacertidae. Gene Ontology annotation, cellular component: nucleus.